Messenger RNA from Pygoscelis adeliae (Adelie penguin), 2040 nucleotides. RefSeq names its product splicing factor 3a, subunit 3, 60kDa (gene SF3A3). Gene Ontology annotation, cellular component: spliceosomal complex; nucleus. Gene Ontology annotation, biological process: mRNA splicing, via spliceosome. Gene Ontology annotation, molecular function: zinc ion binding; RNA binding. Lineage: Eukaryota; Metazoa; Chordata; Aves; Sphenisciformes; Spheniscidae. The record is from RefSeq and is a predicted model, not a curated record.
AUGGGAUCAGGGACUGCAUUUGCAGCCCCAAAUGGGCAGAGGCAGGUCCAGGCCACUGCCUGCCCCAGCGAGGUGUCCCAGGAGGGCUGCUUGCUCUGGGCCAGGAGGUACAUGGAAGUGAGUGGCAACCUGAGAGACUUGUAUGACGACAAGGACGGCUUACGGAAAGAAGAACUCAGUGCCAUUUCAGGGCCAAAUGAAUUUGCAGAAUUCUACAACAGACUGAAACAAAUUAAGGAAUUUCACCGAAAGCACCCAAAUGAGAUCUGUGUUCCGAUGUCAGUGGAGUUUGAGGAACUGUUGAAGGCCAGAGACAACCCGAGUGAAGAAGCUCAAAAUCUGGUGGAGUUCACAGAUGAGGAAGGGUAUGGACGAUACUUAGAUCUGCAUGACUGCUAUCUCAAGUACAUUAAUCUGAAAUCAUCAGAGAAAUUGGAUUAUAUCACUUACUUAUCCACAUUUGACCAACUCUUCGAUAUUCCCAAGGAGAGAAAAAAUGCUGAAUAUAAGAGGUACCUUGAAAUGCUUCUUGAGUACCUACAGGAUUACACAGAUCGAGUGAAACCGUUACUGGACCAGAAUGAACUUUUUGGGAAAAUUCAGACUGAGUUUGAGAAGAAGUGGGAAAAUGGGACAUUCCCUGGCUGGCCGAAAGAGACCAGCAGUGCACUCACUCAUGCUGGAGCCCACCUGGAUCUCUCAGCAUUUUCCUCUUGGGAGGAAUUGGCCUCCCUGGGACUGGACAGGUUAAAAUCGGCUUUACUGGCCCUGGGACUAAAAUGUGGCGGGACUCUGGAAGAGAAAACUAAAGGCAAAUCCCUAGAAGCACUUGAUCCUUCCUUGUUUGCUAAGAAUCCAAAGACAAAAGGAAGCAAAAGGGACACUGAAAGAAAUAAAGAUCUUGCAUUCCUGGAAGCUCAGAUUUAUGAGUAUGUAGAAGUUCUUGGGGAACAGAGACACCUCACUCAUGAGAAUGUGCAGCGUAAGCAAGCACGGACAGGGGAAGAGAGGGAGGAGGAGGAGGAAGAGCAGAUCAGUGAGAGUGAGAGUGAAGAUGAAGAAAAUGAAAUAAUUUAUAAUCCUAAAAAUCUGCCUCUUGGUUGGGAUGGCAAGCCAAUCCCAUACUGGUUAUAUAAAUUACAUGGCUUAAACAUCAACUACAAUUGUGAGAUUUGUGGUAACUACACCUACCGAGGGCCCAAAGCUUUUCAGCGUCACUUUGCAGAGUGGCGACACGCUCACGGGAUGAGAUGCCUGGGCAUUCCCAACACUGCGCACUUCGCCAAUGUCACACAGAUUGAGGAUGCGGUCUCAUUGUGGGCAAAGCUGAAACAACAGAAGGCUUCAGAGAGAUGGCAGCCCGAUACAGAGGAGGAAUACGAGGAUUCCAGCGGGAACGUGGUGAAUAAAAAGACCUAUGAAGACUUGAAACGUCAAGGGCUGCUGUAGCUUUUCCCAAGUGAAGGAUUUCACAUCUGAAAAGCAAGUGGAGAUGUGUCAGCAGCUCUGGCUCUUCUUCAGUUUCUGGAUUUUCUAUGUGCAUGAAGAUAGAUUUCAAGGAUACUUUAUAGAAUCACUUUCUAGUAAGCCCCUUGUGAAAAGCAGACUUGUGACGUUAUUUUAUACUAAAAAAAAGACAACCUUGAAAAAUAAACUGGUUUUAAUUUAGGAAGUGCUGAGAAACUUGUCUCCUUUCAUAUGCUGGAAGGAAGAGAUUUGACUAUGGUAUUUUUAAAAUGCUUUUUACAUGUUUUGAAUUGUCAGAAACAAUUGCUUCUCUCUUAUUCCUGUUCUGAUGGAAAUUUUUAUGAUGAGGAUUGCCUUUCUGUAAAGCACACAUGAACAUUGCAUGCUGACAACGAGUAAUGGUCCUAUACUAUAUCUUGCUGUAAGCAUAUGGUUUUCUUUGGGCUCCUUUGCAAAACAAAUGUAUUUGGCUUUCGUUGCUGCUUUUAUCUCAGGCCUGCCUCCCUGUGGAGGUUUGGCCACUGGGAUUUUUUCAGAGAAUUAAUAAUAGAGCUUGAUUUAGGUUGUGCUGUG